AUGUCUGUAGUACACGCCACUACUGCUGCUUCUAAGGUUGCCUGCCGCUUCAUCCCUCUCCUAGACCGAGUCCUAGUGCAGAAACUUCGUGUGGAGUCGAAGACCGCUACAGGAGUGUUCCUGCCCGAGGCUGCCAAGCCGACUAUUAACCAGGCUGUAGUCAUGGCUGUUGGUAGCGGUAGGAUCCUCAAUGAUGGAACUAAGAUCCCUAUUUCGGUCCAGCCCGGUGAUAAAGUUAUUAUACCCGAAUUUGGUGGUAUGAAUUUGAAGUUGGACGGUGAAGACUUCCAAGUUUUCCGUGACGAUGACAUUGUGGGCAAAAUCGUUUCACAACAAGCAACAUCUACGGAGGAGUAA
Messenger RNA from Perkinsus marinus ATCC 50983, 357 nucleotides. Its product is annotated as chaperonin, 10 kDa, putative. The transcript is spliced from 3 exons. Gene Ontology annotation, cellular component: mitochondrial matrix. Lineage: Eukaryota; Perkinsozoa; Perkinsida; Perkinsidae. The record is from RefSeq and is a predicted model, not a curated record. Bases 1 to 357 code for a protein of 118 amino acids. Gene Ontology annotation, molecular function: ATP binding; protein-folding chaperone binding; protein folding chaperone.